Saccoglossus kowalevskii is the source of this 459-nucleotide messenger RNA. RefSeq lists its product as uncharacterized. NCBI's taxonomy places the organism in Eukaryota, Metazoa, Hemichordata, Enteropneusta, Harrimaniidae. The record is from RefSeq and is a predicted model, not a curated record.
GUAACAAUGUGAAUGGACCAGGCGACAGAAGACGAAUUGUUUUGGAGCGAUGUAAGUGUGAGAAAAGUCACGAGUGGCACUCAACUAAAAUGUUUUAAAGAAGUAGGAAAUGUAAAGGGAAAUCUGAACAGUGAUGGCGCCGUUAAUAGUUGUACUCCCAUGGCCGGCCCGAGAAAGAGUCCAAGCGAUGAGCUACCCAGCUGUCAUUCAACUGCAAAUUAUGAACACAGAGACGACCAGAAAGUAGACGUGAUCGAAGACGAGGUUAUAGUUAGCCGUGCCAUUGUUGAUUUGUCGAUAGCACGGGCAAAACAGCAAUUUGCCAGAGAGGAACUCGCGACGAGUGUAGACAGUAAUAUAAACAUCGAUUUGUUCGUUAAGGAUUACGUGCAGGAAGUGAUAUCUGGCGCCAUACUGGUAUAUUUUGGUGCACAAAUGUGAAGAAAAGCAUUGUACAAG